This is a messenger RNA of Phyllostomus discolor (pale spear-nosed bat), 1323 nucleotides long. RefSeq names its product olfactory receptor 1D2-like. Lineage: Eukaryota; Metazoa; Chordata; Mammalia; Chiroptera; Phyllostomidae. Gene Ontology annotation, molecular function: G protein-coupled receptor activity; olfactory receptor activity. The record is from RefSeq and is a predicted model, not a curated record. Gene Ontology annotation, biological process: G protein-coupled receptor signaling pathway. Gene Ontology annotation, cellular component: membrane.
GUUGCAGACAGUUGGGGAAAUGCAUGGAGCCAACCAGAGUGGGCUCUCAGACUUCAUACUCCUGGGACUCUCCGAGAGUCCUGAAGACCAGCAGGUCCUGUUCUGGAUGUUCCUGCCCAUGUACCUGGUCACCGUGGUGGGAAAUGUGCUCAUCAUCCUGGCCAUAGGCACUGACUCAUGCCUUCACACUCCCAUGUACUUAUUCUUGGCCAAUCUCUCCUUCACAGACCUCUUAUUUGUCACCAACACAGUCCCCAACACACUGGUGAACCUUCAGUCCCAGAACAAAGCCAUCUCCUAUGCAGGAUGUCUGGCACAGCUCUACUUCCUGGUCUCCUUGGUGACCCUGGACAACCUCAUCCUGGCCACAAUGGCAUAUGACCGCUAUGUGGCCAUCUGCCAUCCCCUCCACUAUGUCACAGCCAUGAGCCCUGGGCUGUGUAUUUUGCUCCUCUCUUUCUGUUGGGUGCUCUCUGUCCUCUAUGGUCUCUUCCUCACCCUCCUCAUGACCAGGGUGACCUUCUGUGGGUCCCGGAAGAUCCACUACAUUUUCUGUGAGAUGUAUGUCCUGCUGAGGAUUGCAUGUUCCAACACCAAAGUCAAUCACAUAGUACUGACUGCCACAGGAUCCCUCAUAUUCCUCACUCCCUUUGGGCUCAUGAUCAUGUCCUAUGUCCGGAUUGUCAGUGCCAUCCUCCGAAUACCAUCAGCCUCUAGCAAGUACAAAGCCUUCUCCACCUGUGCCUCCCAUCUGGCUGUGGUCACCCUCUUCUAUGCACUUUGUAUGGUAUAUUUGAAGCCCCUCAACACCUACUCCAUGAAGGACUCAGUGGCCACAGUGAUGUAUGCUGUGGUCACCCCCAUGAUGAACCCCUUCAUCUACAGCCUGAGGAACAAAGACAUGCAUAGGGCUCUGGGAAGACUUUUCCUAGGGAAAGCUUUCCAGAGGUUGACAUGAGGGUAAUUUGGGGCAGGACAUUACAGUGAGGACUGUGAUAUCCUCUACUGAUAUCCCAGUGAAGACUACGAAUAUCCUCUACUGUGUGCAGGGCAUUACCUUAUGGGGGAUACAGGAGUGAUGAGGGCUUAGUUUCAGCUCAGAGUGAUCUCAUAUAUCUCUGAUGAAAAAAAGAACAUAUAACCCAAAGUCCCCCAGACCACACCAGCUUUGGCAGUAAAGUCACACUAACACUAAUACUAGAAGUUUGCAGGAUCAAAUUUUUGAACUUGUCCAACCACAGGACCACAGUCCCAGCCUUAUCCAGAUAUAUCCAGUUAUAGCAUAGGGAGAUCAUGUCCUCUGACACUCACAAACUCAUGUUU